Molecule: messenger RNA, 662 nt
Organism: Mytilus trossulus (common blue mussel)
Lineage: Eukaryota; Metazoa; Mollusca; Bivalvia; Mytilida; Mytilidae
Exons: 3
Coding region: 111-605 (164 amino acids)
Source: RefSeq, a predicted model, not a curated record
GUGGUGCAUGGCCAUAGGGAUACACAGAUUCUGACCUAACCUGUCAGGAGUAGGUAUAUAACGACCACUUGUUACAUACGGGUGCUAUUCCAGAUUGGAUCAAAACAAGGAUGAAGCUUAUACUAGUACUGGUUGUAAUUAUUUUUACAACUCUUGAAUGUCAAGGUAGACGACAGGAAGGAAGGCGUCCUGGUGGACCAAGACCGGAAGGCGAUCGUCCUGAUGGUGGCCGUCCUGGUAGACCCGGACCAGAUGAUGACGAAUCUACUGAUGAGUCCACUGUGAAGACAUACGAUGGAGACUGUUAUCUCAAUGUGGAAGAAGAUAUGAAUGCAGAAGAGUUUGAAGUUGUUCUCAGAUUCAAUCGACCAGUCGAGAGUCUUAGUCUUGGAGGUUUUACCAUUAAAGAUUCUAGCCGUAAUAGGAGGUUUAUCUUGACUAAUUCUGAUCCUAUAUCUGCUGGUUCAGUAGAGCUUCAGUACACAGCUGAGUACAGUGGCAGACGACGACUCCGUGGUAGAUGUGGGUGUAACAGAAGACCAACAGUCACAGAGGGUCCACCAACAACAACCGCAACACCAGUCGGUCCACCAGCACCUGCAUAAACAACAUGCCACUAACCGGACUACAAAUCUAAACAUUAAAAGAUAUCUAAUUGUUCA